Messenger RNA from Myxocyprinus asiaticus (Chinese sucker), 4405 nucleotides. Its product is annotated as protein Niban 1-like. The coding region runs from base 140 to 2839 and encodes 899 amino acids. The transcript has 14 exons. The record is from RefSeq and is a predicted model, not a curated record. Lineage: Eukaryota; Metazoa; Chordata; Actinopteri; Cypriniformes; Catostomidae.
CCAAAGUGUCUCUGUGCAGCUGUUUCAUUCGCACGACUCCCACACUUGUGAAAUCUGAGCGACUUUACUGAUUGUCUUUCAGUAUUGAAUUCAUCUUCACCUGAGCACAGGAGCACUCACCUGAACUAAGCGGGCCAGUAUGGGAGCAUCGUCCAGUCUUCUGGAUGAAAAUAAAUCCAACUACAUAAAAGGGCAAGUGGAUGUCAAAUUUCAGGAGUUUGCCCUGAUUUAUAGAAAACAAUAUUCUCUGGCCUUCCUGUCCCAGAUCCAAGAUGAACUUGAGCAACGCAAAGACGAACACACACAGCUCCUCAAACAAAGGAAGCCUCUAGAGGAGGGACAGGUGCUUUUUGAAGAGAAUGUGCUGUACUUUGAUGAGAGUAGGAAAUGGAAAAACAGAUUUGUUGUGGUGCGUGCCAGUUAUGUCAUUGAGUGCCACGAGUGCUACAAGACAUUUAUGAAAGGUGCGCCUGCACUUUACAGGCUCCUGCCUACAGGGGGCACAAUUCUGACUUCAGAAGAGAAGUACAUGGAAAUGGUGGACCAGUGUUGCCCUUGCACUAACAAUGUUCAGGAUGAUUUUGCACCCCCUGUGGUAGGCAUGCCAGGGCAGUUCCCCGUUUAUCUUAAACUUCCAUACUGUCAGGAUUCCUAUUUUUGUUUCCACGAGGAAGAAAAGCUUGCUAAAUUUAUCUGCAUCUUAUCUGAUUGUAUUCGCCACCAGAACAAAGACUUUCUCAAGAAGAAAACAUGUGAGGUUAAAACCUUCCUCAAAGCCCUUCAGUUCUAUAGGCAGGAGAAAGGCCAGUAUGAAUCAUGGGAUAUGCUCAUAGGCAGUGAUGUGCAGGCGCUUGCUAAUUUGUUGAUGGAGGACUUCAUGCCCUAUCUGGAGAAGGAACUGCUGCCAUGUCUGAAAUCCAAGAGGGCAGACAAGAGGAGAGUGUGGUUUGCGACGGUUGAGGCUGCUUAUUACUUGGUGCAAGAGCAUCUGAUGGGGAAGCUGAAUGCACUGAAGGAGGAAUGCAAAGAGAUGGUAAAACAGCAGGAGGUGCUCAUGCGCUCCAAUAUGGACCAGAUCACGAGCUCAAGAGCUUUCCUGGAGGGCAAACUCAGAGCCAUGGUAACUGAGUCAGCAACAAAGUAUAUCACAGAGCACGUGCAGCCUUACCUGCCAGCCAUCCUGGAGGAAGUAAUGGGGCCCAUCAGCCUGGGCUUCACAGAGGCCCGGCAGUUGAGCGAGGGCAUGAUGGAGCAGCUGUGUCCGGACGCUGAGCAAAAGGAGGAACUCAUACAGGCUCUGUUUAGGAUGAGUAUGGCUAAUUUACAGAGCUGUUAUGAGAAAGUCAGUGGACUGGCAGAUCACUUCCAAGAGCUGCAGCAAACUUUCAACUAUUCCACCAGAGGUCUGGAGGACAGCACAGAAAUAGACAUACAACAACUGAUGGAGAAUGUAGAGUACACCUUUGAGCUGCUCCUGCGAAAGGCUCUGGAGGACCCAUCUGUUAACUUUCCACUGGCUAUGCAAAAGGCCAAACACAGGGUUCUGAAGCAAUUUGACUAUGACAGUAGCACAGUGAGGAAGAAGAUCUUUCAGGAGGCUUUGAUCAGUAUCACUCUACCUAGCAUAAAGAUACACCUGGCCCCAUCCUUCAAAGAGGAACUACCAGAAUUUGAGCAGUACAUAUUUGCUGAUUACUCCAACUUCAUCAGUGUGGAAAACGUGUAUGAGGAUAUUCUCCAACAGAUACUGGGAAAGGAUGUCAACAUGGUGGUCAAGGAGGCAGCCAGCAUGAAGAAGUACAACCUGUUCUCAGAGAGCAGAUACAAUUUCAGUCUGUCCAGCCUGUCCUCUACCCCGCCCAGCAGCCCGGGACGCUUAAACACCCCACAAAGUCUGCACACAGCUCUGCCACCCUCUCCUUUACUAACCAACAGCCUUACAGCAAACAAAUCCUUCACCAAUGAACUAGAGCCGAGGAUAAAUGGGGUUGUUCAGUCACUUGAAAAGUCAAGUCCAAAGACUGAAAGUCAAGACCAGCCUAGUGCCACACUAAGCCAAGCUUUGCCUGCCGUGGUAAAAUUUGAAGCAGGUGAGAACACAACAAUCCUAGAGGAGAGUAUGGAUGAUGUAUUUGUGACAGAUGAAACAUUAAAUGAGAAAACAGAUGAACAUACAGCAACCUCCAUCUCCACAGACACUUCAGCAGAGACUAAACCAGAACUUAUAUCUACCACAACCACUACAAAAGCUUUAGCCAUUGUUGCCCCUGUUGUGUACCCUGACCCUGACCCUGACCCUAACCCUUCUAGUUCAAAGGAAGGAGGUGAUGCAACAGCUUUCUCAGACUUUGCUAAUGGACACACAGUAGUGAUCAGCCCUGUUUGCACAAACCCUACUUCCUCUUGCUAUGAUAGAGAGGGUGUGCUCACAACACCCCCUGUUGGAGAGGAGGACAGUAGCAGUGGUGCUGGAAAGACAGAGGUCUUGUCAGAUGUUCCAGUCCCAAAUAGAGCAGGGAUAAAUGAUGUCAGUGUGAUGGAAAGCAAGUACCCGAUUGCAGCUUGUUUAUCCAUUGAAGAUGCAGAGACAAAUGUUUUUUAUACCUCUCAAGACAUCUCCAAAGAAUCAGGCAACCAGCCAAUAAUAGAUCCAGGAAAAGACUCAGAAUCUCAGCCUUUAUCAGACCCAGAAGAUGAAGUCAGGCCCCUGGACUGUGUGAAGGCAAUUCGUAAUUUGGUUCAGGAGGUUAUUGAAAUAGAGGAGGUGGUUCAGCCUUGCAAAGACAAUUUGGAAAAAGUUAGAGUUGAAAUUUUCGAGGAACCAGAGGCUAUAGUUUAAGACCAAGGCUUAAUGGAAUGUUCUGGGUUCAAAACAAUUUCAGUUCAAUCACCAGCAUUUGUAGCAUAAUGUUCAUUACCACAAAAAAUGAAUUCAACCUGUCCCUUAUUUAUAAAAAAAAAAAAAGAAAGAAAAGAAAGAAAUGAAAAAGCAAAAACCACAGUUAUAGUAAGGUACUUAUUAUGAAAGUAAAUGGGACAAGUCUAUAAAUAAAUUACUUCAGUAUUUUAAAAGUAUAGCAACGGACAACAUUAUACAUGUUGACUAGAGGUCGGCCGUUAGUGGAUUUUGCAGAUAUGAUAACUAAGGUGGUAGAAAAGGCUGAUAACCGAUUAAUCGGCUGAUAGUUUUUAAAACUGAUUCAUAGAAUGUUACGUUUUCUUAUUCGGUUCUGAUAUAGAGCCCAGAGUACAAAAUGAAUCAAAUCCCAGAUGUUUAUUUUUCAACCAAAAUCCCCAAAAUAAUAAUAAUAAAAGCAUUAGAUUGGGUGCAUAAUGUGGGACUUUUAACACUAAACAAGCAUGAAACACACCUGGGACUCUUAUUUUGAAAUGACGUUGACUUGACUCCAUUACAAUGCUUUAUUUUUUUAUAUUUACCAAAUUAAACCUUUUAUAGCCUAGAUAUUAUUAUUAUUAUUCACAAUGUAUGAAACUGGAGACAUGAUAUGUGCUGACGAGGGAUGUUUCCAUAUAGUCGCAUUUUUCUUUGCAUGCCCUCGCUCCAAUUUAAAAAACGUAAUUAUCAGAGGAAUACAGGAAUAAAAAAAUAAAUAUCGGCAGCUAUCGGCAUUGAAUAAUCAAUAGUUCUAAAAAGCAACUAUCGGCACCGAUUAAUUGGUAAAACCAAUAUAUCAGUCUACCUCUAAUGUUGACAUGAUUUUAGUGUCAUAAAAUCAGGGAUUUACUGGUGUAAUUGUAUUUUUGAAUAUAACUUCACAUAGAUAAGAUUAGUAAGUGAUUGUAUCGCACUGAAAUCAUGUUAACGUGUAAUGAUUGCGUCUUGUGGCUAUACUUUUUAAAUAGUAUUUUAACGUUUAUGGACUGGCCCCAUUCACUUCCAUAGUAAGUGCCUUACUGUAACCGCAAUUUAUUUAGUUAUUUUUUAAAGAUGUAGGACAAGUCGAAAUUAUUAUUAUUAUUAUUAUUUUUGGUAAUCAACAUUAUGCCACAAAUGUUGUCGAAUGAGCUUAACUUGCAUGAAGUACAUUCCUUGAAGGCUCAACCAAUAUGUUUAUCCGACCAAUGGAAAACACAGGGAAUAUUUAAGAAUUAUUUUUGGUAUCCCACAGGAGUCACAAAGAAUUAUAGUUUAGAGACUGUAAUAUGAUGUCGUAUAAAAGUAGUUAGUAAGGACAAAAGUGUCUCCCUCACUCUGAGGUAAUUUUCAUGACAUUAUUGUAAUAUAGUUCAUCUUAUUAAUCUUAAUAAUGUAUUAAUCUAUUGUUUUAAGCUAAUACUGUAUAUACAAAUGAAUUUCUAUGUUAAAAUUUGAAUAAUAUGUAAAAUAUAUAAUUACAAAUGUGUUUUUGUUUUACUUUAAAAUAAGGAAUCCUUUUGGUAAGAA